CGUAAUGCUAACAAAAAACAGAUAGAUCCGGAUCGGAUGUGAACGAGGUUAACAUACGUUCCGUAACACUUGCGAAGUGUAGCUAGGUGACAGAAGGCAAUUUAGAACACUUAUAAUUAGAAUUCAAGCGGUUAAAAAGUGCCCUCAGAAAGAAAGAUCAGCCUUACAAAGCUCGGCAAACGAAGAGAGGUGAUAUCAUGAAUGUUGCAGGAAUUCUCACAUUUCUCGGCUUCUGUCUCAUCUUCCUCAACGUACAAGCCCGAAGCGCUCGGUCAGUAGACAUUGACUCAGACAAAUGUGGACAACGAUCCAUCUUAGAAAAACGCGUUGUUUCGGGAAGCGAAGUCGAGCCGCAAAGUUGGCCCUGGCAGGUCCACCUCCUUCAGUCGAGAGAUGGCACUUUUCUGCAUAAAUGUGGAGGUGCGCUGAUUGACAGGGAAUGGGUAGUGACCGCUGCCCACUGCGUUUUCCAAGAACCCGAUGUGAGCCAUUACAAGGUUAUUCUUGGGGAUUUCAACCGUGAUAUAAAAGAGCCGACAGAACAAGAGUUUGACGUGUCAACGCUUCAUCUUCAUCAGCGAUUUCUGACCGAUAAGGGUUAUGGGUACGAUAUCGCUCUUUUGAAGCUCUCCAGGCCGGCUGUCAUUAACGAGUUCGUCAGAACUGUGUGCCUUCCAGCACAGGGAAGCAGAGCACUUGAGGGAACCAUGUGUUUUAUUACAGGAUGGGGUAAAACUAACAUCACUGAAGACAAAUCCGUUACACUACGGGAGGCACAACUGCCGAUUGUCGGCCAGAAAGAAUGCAACAACUCGAACUCGUGGUUCCAUAUCGUUGAUGAGACAAGCAUGCUAUGCGCCGGCUAUGGCGAGAAUAGAGGCAACUUGAGCAAGAUUAGCGGAUGCAAUGGUGACAGUGGGGGGCCAUUCGUAUGCGACGAAGGUGGCUCUUGGGUACUUCGUGGUGUUGUGAGCUGGGGAGACCCCAAGUGUCAGGCUGGAUCAUUCUACUCAGUGUUCACCCGAAUCAGCUCAUUUAUUGACUGGAUGAAGAUAGGAAUGCAGUCCAACAUCACUCCACCUUCAAACAUUGUUGACUCCUGCAGGGAUUCCCAUUAUUAUUGUAACAAGUGGAAGGAAUUAUCAUUCUGUACCGAGCCAUGGUAUAAAAAGCGUAUGGGAGUGUACUGUCGCAGUACGUGUAGUCUCUGCUCAAUAGAGAAUACUUCCCAAUGGACCAACUGAUAUGACGAAGAGAGGGGCGGAGCGUCAACAAGUGUUACACAUUAGAAUUACAUGUACUUCAUAUUACAGGGCAUUGAGUGUAUUUAGUUUGUUUGAUUUUUGAAUGAUUAUAAUAUAUUAGAAUUGACUUGGA
Molecule: messenger RNA, 1377 nt
Organism: Nematostella vectensis (starlet sea anemone)
Lineage: Eukaryota; Metazoa; Cnidaria; Anthozoa; Actiniaria; Edwardsiidae
Product: elastase-1
Exons: 6
Coding region: 198-1244 (348 amino acids)
Biological process (GO): proteolysis
Molecular function (GO): serine-type endopeptidase activity
Source: RefSeq, a predicted model, not a curated record